AUGGCUUUGGAGUGGGUGGUCCUCGGCUACGCCGCCGGCGCGGAAGCCAUCAUGCUCCUCUUUCUGACCUUGCCGGGCCUCGACCCUAUCCGGAAAGGCCUCAUAACCGUGACCCGGAGCCUCCUCAAACCCUUCCUCUCCGUGGUCCCCUUCUGCCUCUUCCUUCUCAUGGACAUCUACUGGAAGUACGAGACCCGACCCAGCUGCGAAUCCGACUCCUGCUCCCCCUCCGAGCACCUCCGCCACCAGAAGUCCAUCAUGAAGUCGCAGCGCAACGCGCUCCUCAUCGCCUCCGCCCUCGUCUUCUACUGGCUCCUCUACUCCGUCACCGGCCUCGUCGUCAGGAUCGAGCAGCUCAACAAGCGGAUCGAGAAGCUCAAGGAGCAGUAA
Molecule: messenger RNA, 390 nt
Organism: Striga hermonthica
Lineage: Eukaryota; Viridiplantae; Streptophyta; Magnoliopsida; Lamiales; Orobanchaceae
Source: the annotation of a GenBank genome assembly